UGUGUGUGUAUCCACUUUCUAAAUUGCCUUCUGCAUGGAAGGAGCCCACACCUCUCUCUCUCACUCCUCUGCACAUCAACUCGAUCGGAUUCUCUUCUCUAUCGAAUCACUUCCCUGACUCACUUCACCACCCUCUCUCUCUCUCUCUCUCUCUCUCUCUCUCUCUCUCUCUCUCUAGCUUUCGUUCUCUCUCUAUAAUCUGCUAGAAAACUGAGGGAAUGAUUCUGCUUAUAUGAGUAUUCCCUCAACUCUACACCGGCUCUCUGUUCUUAUUCACCGUUGAUUCUUCACCAACAAAUUUUCAGGUGACCAGAAGAUUUUUUGUUUGGUUCUACUGAGUACUAGGCCUUCAUUUUUCUAUCUGUUUCUAUGCAAUUUUUCUUCAGUCUACUGGGUUUUCUUCUAUCUUGAGGAAGAACCCCAUGCCUUAAUAGUUUGAUUAGUGGAUAUUGGAACAUCUAGAUCAGGUAAAAAUGGGGGUUACAAGUUCUAAAGUAGAAGAAGACAAGGCUUUGCAUCUUUGUCGUGAAAGAAAGAAAUUUGUUAGGCAGGCACUUGAUGGCAGGUGCUCACUAGCAGCAGCUCACGUUGCGUAUGUCCAGUCACUGAAAAAUGUGGGAACUGCUUUAAGCAAGUUUAUUGAAUCUGAAGCUCCAAUUGAAUCUUCAUUGUACACUUCCACUAAUGCAACACCGGAGCCUCUUGCUUUAACUGAGAAGUCCCUUUCACAUUUCUCAAUCUCUUCUCCUUCUUUAUCACACCCUGUGGAUGCAAACCUUUCUCUGUCACCAUCUCCCCCCAGCUCCAGCCGGUUUCAUGCAAAUCACAUGAAAUUUAGAGGAUUUUCUUCCAGAAAAGUUGAAGAGAAGCCUCCUGUAGUUGUUACAGAGACUUUAACCUCAUCCAGUAUCCCACAGAAUACUACACCUCGUUCCCUUGAAAAACCUGAAACAUCACCAUUUGAAGGCUCUUCAGUCCCACCAGGAACUACACCAUGGGAUUAUUUUGAACUUCUUCAUCCAAUUGACCAUGAGCUUUCUUUCCAAGAACUAAAAGAAAUGAAGCCAGGGUUGGAGAAUAUUGAUGAUGUAAGACGGCUUAGGGAAGAGGAGGGAAUUCCUGAGUUGGAAGAUGAAGAAGAGAAACAUUCAUUUCAUGCAAGUGAAGAAUCUGAAGAUUCAGAAUGUGAAUUUGAUGACCCUCCUGCAGAUACCUUAGUUAGAAGUUUUGAAAAUGUUAAUAGGGUACAAGAUCACGUUGCACCUAGUGCGUCACCUGCCAUGCCUUCUGCUGGAAGUGUAACUUCAGAGAAUGAGUUAUUAAAUGGGGAGAAAAGUAACUCUCCUCAUUUGUCACCGUUGAGAACUCCAACCUCAGCUGUAGCUGUUUCAUCUGAAACAAAGAAAACACCUGUAAAAGAAGAUGGAACUGAAAAUAAGAUUUCCCCCAAGGACUUCUUUUCGAGCAUAAAAGAUAUUGAAUAUCUGUUCAUAAAAGCGUCUGAGGCUGGGAAAGAAGUGCCAAGGAUGCUUGAAGCAAAUAAGUUGCAUUUCCGUCCAAUAGCCCCAGCAAAAGAAAAUGGAUCAGUGUUAUCAAUGUUUCUCAAGGCUUGUUUAUCUUGUGGGGAAGACCCUAGUCAAGUUCAAGAAGAGCCUGCUCAAAAUUCUGUGAAAUACUUAACUUGGCAUAGGACAACAUCAUCACGAUCGUCUUCAUCCAGGAAUCCUCUUGGAUCACAUGCUAGGAAUGACACUGAGGAUCUCAGUGGUGAUACUUUUGAAAAUUUUUGCAUGAUCUCAGGCAGUCAUGCUUCAACGUUGGAUAGGCUAUAUGCUUGGGAGAGGAAACUUUAUGAUGAAGUAAAGGCUAGUUCGAUGGUCAGAAGGGAAUAUGAUGUCAAGCGCACAAUCCUUAGGCAACUGGAAUCUAAAGGAGAAAACAACAAUAAAAUUGAUAAAACUCGUGCUGUUGUUAAGGAUCUGCACUCGAGAAUUAGAGUUGCAAUUCACAGAAUUGAUUCCAUAUCAAAGAGGAUUGAGGAAUUGCGGGACAAAGAGCUUCAGCCACAACUCGAGGAAUUAAUUGAUGGCCUAAGCCGGAUGUGGGAGGUGAUGUUUGAAUGCCACAAGCUUCAGUUCCACAUUAUAUCGAUAGCAUACAAAAACGGGAGCGCCAAAAUCUCUAUGCAGUCGGAGUCACAUCGGCAGAUCACUAUCCUUCUAGAAAAUGAACUUGAUUCUCUGUCAUCAUGUUUUACAAAGUGGAUUGGUGCUCAGAGUUCCUAUCUUCAGGCUAUAAAUGACUGGCUCUUCAAAUGUGUCUUUCUUCCAGAAAAACCUACUAAGAAGAAAAGGAAACAACCAUCCCCUUCUUUAACUUUGAGAAGAAGUGGCCCUCCAAUAUAUGUAACCUGUGGCGUCUGGUUAGAGAAGCUUGAGAACUUGCCUGCAAAGGCGGUUGCGGAUGCUAUGAAGGGUUUGGCAGGAGAAACUGCUAACCUUUUACCCCGCCAAGAAAAAAACCAAGGGAAGAGUUCAAACCUAGGAUUGUCAAAGGCUGAUAAUGGUAGUGAUUCAGGAAUUAAUAUGUUGAGGGAUGAAGCUUCUGAAGACUUCAUUUCAGGUUUUGAGCGAUUUCGAUUGAGCUUGGAGGGGUUUCUUGGCCAGUUGAAUAACUUUGCAGAGUGUUCUGUAAAAAUGUAUGAAGAACUCAAGAAGUCGAUCCAGGAUGCUAAGAAUCCCCCAUCACAACCUCCAUUCCAGCCGCAAGUUGUUUAAUUGGAAAAAGAAUUUGUAUGCAGAAAAGUUCAGAAUUUCAUGUGCAGCAGUAUUCAAAAUUCUGAUGAAUGAAAGAUCCUUUCACAGAGUUCAGUUGGAUGUGCGCAUUUGUACAUGAGGAAAGUAAUAAAAGAGUUACAUGGAAGCCGUUUGUGUUACAAAAAUGAAAUAAAGAAGCUGACAAUAAUUUUCAAUAGAGAGCCUAUAGAGGGAAGAGGGGCGACUGUGUUGUCCAAAAAGAUGUAAUCACCUGGCUUCUGGAUGUGACAAAUAGUGAGUUUUUUCAAUGUAAUAGAACCUGUAUAGUUUUCCCUAGUCCUUGCCAAUUUUUCUCAGCGAGUAUAGGAACUCGGUUCAAAUUCUACCCCAGUUAAAUAUCUUGAUUACGCAGUACAUUUGCAUUUUAAUCAUAUUUCAUUAGAUACUUA
This is a messenger RNA of Manihot esculenta (cassava), 3205 nucleotides long. RefSeq names its product protein ROLLING AND ERECT LEAF 2. The transcript is spliced from 7 exons. Bases 474 to 2777 code for a protein of 767 amino acids. NCBI's taxonomy places the organism in Eukaryota, Viridiplantae, Streptophyta, Magnoliopsida, Malpighiales, Euphorbiaceae. The record is from RefSeq and is a predicted model, not a curated record.